This is a messenger RNA of Spodoptera frugiperda (fall armyworm), 579 nucleotides long. RefSeq names its product lysosomal alpha-mannosidase-like. Gene Ontology annotation, molecular function: alpha-mannosidase activity. The coding region runs from base 1 to 579 and encodes 192 amino acids. The record is from RefSeq and is a predicted model, not a curated record. Gene Ontology annotation, cellular component: lysosome. The transcript has 4 exons. Gene Ontology annotation, biological process: mannose metabolic process. NCBI's taxonomy places the organism in Eukaryota, Metazoa, Arthropoda, Insecta, Lepidoptera, Noctuidae.
AUGGUGUACCAGCUGCUCCGACAAGGGAGGCUGUACUUCAACGGUGGUGGAUGGAGUAUGACUGAUGAAGCCACCACCAGCUACCACGCCAUAAUCGACCACUUCACUUACAGUCUGAGAAAAAUCAACGCAACAUUCUUGGAAUGUGGACGUCCACUGGUGACGUGGCAAGCAGACGUGUUUGGUCAUACGAGGGAAUUCGCCUCACUGAUGGCACAGAUGGGAUUCGAUGCCCACUUUAUCAGCCCCAUCAGUUAUGACGAUGAGCUAGCGAGGAUGAGGAGCAAGUCUUUGGAAUUCGUGUGGAGAGGCAGUGAUGAUUUGGGACCCUCCACGGACAUUUACACCCACAAACUGUUUGACGGCUUCUGGGCUCCUCCAGGGUUCUGCUUCGGCCAAUUCUGCCACGACCCUCUCAUCAUCACAUCAGACAAGACGUUCGCGAACGUUGAAGAGAGGAACGCACGAACCUUCUCUAAGGUUCGAGUUAUGAGAGAAAUGAAAGGUCCGAAUGCUGAGACGAUACUGCCUUUAAUUAUGUUAAGACAAAAUAUUAAAUACAUGAUUACAGAGAUAUAA